Molecule: messenger RNA, 7838 nt
Organism: Coturnix japonica (Japanese quail)
Lineage: Eukaryota; Metazoa; Chordata; Aves; Galliformes; Phasianidae
Gene: MMP17
Product: matrix metallopeptidase 17
Biological process (GO): collagen catabolic process; extracellular matrix organization; proteolysis
Cellular component (GO): extracellular matrix
Molecular function (GO): zinc ion binding; metalloendopeptidase activity
Source: RefSeq, a predicted model, not a curated record
CUCCUCCUCCCGCCGCCGGGGUUGCUCCGCCGCCGCCCGCAGAGGUGCAUGGCCGGAGCGGCGGCGGCCCCGUUUGGCAGCGGCAGCCGCCGUGCAUCGCUCCGCUCCGCUCCCGCAGCGAGUUGCCCGCUCCGCGGGUCGCAGCGGGGCGAUGUAAACGCGGAGCUUCCCGGAGGCGCGGAGCGGCGCUGAGCGGAGAGGAGCCCCCGGAGCCCUCCGACCCGACCCCCCCCGGCGGCGGCCGCAGCUCCGGGGUGGGAGCUCGGAUGCUGCGUGGAUCCCGUCGGUCCGGCGGAGCCCAGCGCGGGGCCGGGGCCGGGCCCUGCCGGGGCGGGCGGCGCGGGGCGGCUCUGGGUGCGGGGGGAUGCUGAGCCCCGCCGGUCGGCACCGCGCCCGCCGCCGGGAGAUGCUCCUCGUGCUCGCCCUGUGCCUGGCGUGGCAGGAAGCGCCCGCGGCGCCCACCCCCGCAGCGGACGACAUCAGCCGGGGAGUUGACUGGCUGACGAAAUUUGGGUAUCUUCCUCCUCCGGAUCCCGUCACAGGACAGCUGCAGACACAGGAGGAGCUGACCAAAGCCAUCACAGCCAUGCAGCGCUUCGGGGGGCUGGAGGCAACAGGGGUUCUUGAUGAGGCCACGCUGGAGCUGAUGAAGACCCCUCGCUGCUCCCUGCCCGACAUGGCUGGCCCAGCAGCCAGAAGGAAGCGACACACACAGGCUGUGACCAAGUGGAACAAGAGGAACCUGUCCUGGAGAGUUCGCACCUUCCCCAAAGAGUCCCACCUGGGCCACGACACGGUUCGUGCCCUGAUGUAUUAUGCCUUGAAAGUCUGGAGCGACAUCACCCCACUCAACUUCCACGAGGUGGCAGGCAACAACGCCGACAUCCAGAUUGACUUCUCCAAGGCCGAUCACAAUGAUGGCUAUCCCUUCGACGGGCCUGGGGGCACAGUGGCACACGCUUUCUUCCCCGGAGACCAUCACACAGCAGGGGAUACUCAUUUUGAUGAUGAUGAAUACUGGACCUUUCGGUCAUCAGAUGCUCACGGGAUGGACCUCUUUGCUGUUGCCGUCCAUGAGUUUGGCCAUGCCAUUGGCUUGACCCACAUCUCAGCCAUAGAGUCUAUCAUGAGGCCCUACUACCAGGGCCCAGUGGGGGACCCUCUGAAGUACGACCUGCCCUAUGAGGAUAAAGUCCGAAUCUGGCAGCUCUAUGGAGUCAGAGAAUCUGUGUCCCCCACAGCCAAGCCUGAAGGGAGCAAAACUGAGGACCAUCCUCUCCUUCCAGAGCUGCCUGAGAACCGCUCCACCAUCCCGCUGCGGCGGGAUGUGCCCAACAGAUGCAACACUCACUUUGAUGCGGUGGCCCAGAUCAGGGGAGAAGCUUUCUUCUUCAAAGGCAAGUACUUCUGGAGACUGACCCGCAAUAAGCACUUGGUCUCCCUCCAGCCGGCCCAGAUCCACCGGUUCUGGCGGGGUUUGCCCCUCAACUUGGACAGCGUGGAUGCCGUCUACGAGCGGACCAGCGACCACAAGAUUGUGUUCUUUAAAGGGGACAGGUACUGGGUGUUCAAGGACAACAACGUGGAGGAAGGAUACCCACGGCCCAUCUCAGACUUCGGGCUGCCACCAGGAGGGAUCGAUGCCGCCUUCUCCUGGGCCCACAAUGACAAGACUUAUUUCUUUAAGGAUAACCUUUGCUGGCGCUACGAUGAUCACGAGCGGAGGAUGGAUGCCGGGUACCCCUCAGAGACCAUUCCAUGGAAGGGAAUACCAAGCCCUUUAGAUGAUGCUAUGAGGUGGUCAGAUGGUGCGAGCUACUUCUUCAGGGGCAAGGAGUACUGGAGAGUGCUGGACAGUGAGCUGGAGGCUGAGCCUGGCUACCCCCAGUCCAUCGCCAGGGACUGGCUGGUGUGCAGCGACAUGCAGGCGGAUGCCCCAGAGGCAGCGGGCAGCAGCAGGAUUGGAGCACGCUCCAAACCCGGGCAGCACGACCAGAGCCGCUCAGAGAACAGCUACGAGGUCUGCUCCUGCACCUCGGCCUCUGAGCCGCUGCGGGCCUGCCCUGUGCUCAGACUGCCAGCCAGCAUCACGCUGCUCUGGGCUGUAGCACUGCUGUGUGUGGCCCUAUGACACCUCACCCCAUGGAGGGGACAGUGGUGCUCCAGGACGACGGGUGGAUGCGAUCCCGUAUGGCUGAGUGCUGCAAGCAGAAAAAACAUUCCUAGGAACACGCUGGUGAAGGUUUUGAAUUCUCCAUGAGAAGUGAACAGUGGCCGUUUUUAGUUUGUUUGUUCGUUUGUUUUCUUUUGGAUUUUAGUUGAAGGUCUAAUAACAGAUUUUGAGUUCUGCACCUUCUUAUUCCCCCAUCCAGCUGAAGAUGAGAGCAGCCUAAUGUUGCAUUUAGAACUGUUCCAUAGAGAUGUGUAGCUUUGGAUGCUGAACACUGCAGAGGAGGGAGGGAAGCGCUGCUGUGGUCAAGUGGGGACAGUGGUGGCUGCAGGACGGGCUGUGCUGCCAUGACGUACACAUCCCAUUGGAUGUACUGGGUAGAAAGAAACUCUGACAUCACGAAGAUUAACUGCAAGGUGAUUGUUUUAUUGUCCGGUCCGCCAUGGUAACUGAUGUCUGGGUAACCUGUGUCCAUUCUACAGGCCAGAAACAGCUUUGCCUUUCAGAAGGCAAUGCAGCUUAUCUUUGUAUCCAAAUCUUUUCAGUUUUAACAGUUUCUCUAAUAAACCUUGGCUGCCUACACACAGAGCUCCCAGUCCUCUGCUGGAUCAAGCCUGCCACCUUCAGUAAGGUGCUGGCUGCUCAGGCUUGGGCACAGCCUUAUGAACAGGACACCAAUGACGUCACCCCAACAGCCUCAUCCCUGCACUGGAAUUCCUCUCCUCUUGGAGCUUCUGCCUCAUGCUGUUUUAUAUUUUGGGAGGGAUUGAAAUGCAUGGAUUUGUGUUGCUGUCGUAGCUGGAUGCAUCACAGAGAAUGGGCUGUGGGGAGGAGCAAUGCAUGCAGUCAGCUUUAAGCUCCUCCUGGUGCCUCAGCCACAGGUUUGGAGCAACAGAUGGAAGGUCAAGAGCUGCGUUAGGGUGGUCCUUGAAUUGGUCUCACUUGUACAGUGAGGUCACAGUGACCUUGCUGCACUGGUGCAUCCCUGCCUGCUCAGAUGGUAGCAUCCUCUCAGUGAUACAGCUCUGGAUCAGGCUCUUUCUGAGGUUGAUUUGGACACAUCCAUCAGUUCAGGAGGAGCCUACAGUUGCCUCCUGACUCUGGCUGAAGAUAAUAAAUAACAUUUCAGUGGCUUUUAAUGUUCCCCUCAAGAAGAUGAGUACAAAAUAUUGUUGUUGUGACUCAUGGCUGAAUGGACAGGGCACUCGGUAGCUGUGUGCUGAAGGAUGAGCUGUCCCAAAGUGCCCAUGUGCUGCUCAAGCUGAGGGCAGGCAGGAAGGGACAGUCCUGUUCUAUGCCAAACAAAUGUCCUAUUGAAUGUGUCCUUGUAUUCAGAGUACAAAGCCAUUGAGAUCCACCUCAAAUGGUGCACAGUCAACCACAGAGCAUGUAAUCAUGCUGGGUGCUGUUCACACCAGGCCCACUUUUGUCCCCUGUUGGUCUCUGUUGACAUUGGAGAUAUCCUGCUGAACCUCCAGUGCAAAAUCCUAUCUUGUAGCACAUUUAUGGUGCUGCUGGUACCAAAUGCAAUGGGACAAAAGCCAACCAGGAUGCCCACUGUGCUGCAAUACCAUGCUAUGAGCCCUGGAUGCAGAUGUGAUAUAAUCACUCCCAGGGACAGAAAUAGCAGCCAGUCUCCCUGGGAGGUCAUUGAUUCAGCAUGGGGCCAGUGGGGUCAGUGCUGCCCGAGGGGUCACUGCAGGAAGGCUGGGGCAUUGUGAGCAGAUGUCCACAGCACAAAGACACCAUUGUACCAAGAGCCCAAAGCAGUGGGAGGGGGAGGAACCAAAGGUUUCGGCUGUGCCGGGGCAUCCCUCUGGUGCCAGUGGGAGGGCAAGGAGGCAGAAUGGCUCCUCCAGCUCCAGCGGGAUGCAGAGGUACCAAGGAGCCACCCUUAACAUUUCCCCUCGUGCGGAUGCUGCAGGGGGACCAAAUCCACGGUGGUUUUCAUCCAAAACCGAGAAGGUUGGUGGGGCUGAGCAGCAGGGGGAUACCCGGGUUCUCUGUCCGUCUAUCCGUCCCCGGGACGGCUCAGUGUGGCCACCGGAGGGCAGCAGAGCCCCGGUACAGCACGGAACGGAGCGGGGGGGAGGAAAAGACGGAAAAAGAGAAAACGAAAAGGAAAAAGGAAAAAUAAAGAUGAAAAAGUAAGGUGGGCAGAAGCAGUUUUCAAAAGCCAAAGCUAUAGCAAUGUCUGAAUUAAAAAGUAAAAAUAAUAACAGUAAGAGUAAUUAAUCUCAGGCUUUACAUGGUGUUCAACGGCUUGAGAAACACAAUAAAGCUGUGGGAAGGUCUCCUCUGUCCACUAAUUCAAAUCACACAUCAGGUGUGUGUGUGUAACAUGAACUGCUGCCUCCCACAGCCCCAUAGAAGGGAACACAGCCCUUAUCCCAGCAGGUUUUGCUAAAUCGAGUCAUUCUGAUUGAUGAAGGGUGAAAGCUCUCUCCCUCAGGUUUAAUCAACAAUUGCCCUUGCUCAGCUGUGGGCAGGAGAGCAGAUACUGGGGCUCAGCCCCAUAGCUCAGGUGGAGCAGCUCAGCUUAAUGCUGUAUAUGAGCAGGCGGGUAUGUGCUUCUAGCAUUUUCCUGCUUUGCUGUAGCUUUUAGAGAUGGUUUUUGCUUCUCAGGUGAUUACAUGGGAGAAGACAGAUCCCAGCCCUGCCUCCAGCCCCACCACCUCACUUUUUCCAUCUCCUCUAUCACAUGCACAUGGUGUGGGAUCAGGCUGAACCCAGCAGUAAGCCUGGGGGAUGCCUUGUGCAAGGAGCUCGCCCUGGCUCUCUGUGUUCCAGCAGUUCCAGGUAAGCUUGGUGCUGUGGAUCACUUAUUGCUUCUUGCUGCCAUUGUAGGUGGGGCAGUUGGCCGGCCCUCGUGGGCUGGUAUUGACUAUGGAGGAGUACAGGACAGCCAAAAACAGGGAGUAUGUGUAUGUGGCAGAGCAACGUGCUAUGAGAAUACUAUCUUGUGCUAAGAAUAGGAGAGGCUAUUAAAGCUGGAUGGUAUGUGGGGGAUUUAUGUAGGCAUGCACUGGGGCUGUUAGCUGGGGAGCAGUCUUCUGCAAUACAAGUUGGUAUUGCAAGGCCAGGAGCUACAAGGUUACUAUAAGAGCUGCCAGCCCAGCUCUCCAUCCUCCACACAAUUUUCUGGUCUUCAGUUGAAAAUAAAGUGAAACUCCUAAACCUCUGGUGAGAUUUAUUGUCCUGUCAGCAGUGAAAACAGCAACUCAGCUUUAUGCUGCCAGCUCUGGUGGGGUUUUUCCUCACUAAUACAAGAUGGAUCUGGGUUUGGUUUUCUUUUGUUUUGUUUUUAAUUAAACAGACAAAAAAUCAACCCCUCAGACCUGGCUGUGAGCAGCUCUCAGUGCUUGGUACUGCAUGUGCACCAGGGCUGCUUUGUUGCAGUAGGGAUGAGACUUCACAAGGGACUGCAGCAAGAUUUAUGGGUUGUGCUGCUUGGUUUGUGGUGGCUUCUCUUUGGGCUUUACGUGAGUUAACAUGCAUCCUGGGGAGAGGCUUUCCUACCUUGUGUCUGAUGAGCCAACCCCAGCUCACAUGUGGUGCAACUGGAAAGCUUGGGGUCUCACUUGAGAUUAAUGACUUCAUGUGUUUCAAAAGAGGUUUGGAGGUGGGAGCACCAGCUAUGACUGCAGAAGUCUGUUUGUAUGUUGAGGUUUUGAAGGUGGAAAUGCCCCGUUCAGCUCACCAGCUCAGCUGUAAUACAGAGAGAGCCAAGCGAGGAAGGCCCUGGCGUGUCUAUCCUGUGAAACAGAAGAGGGAGCUUAUUUGGGGGGUUGCUCCAUGACAAUGCUCCUCCUUCCACCCAACAGUGUGGAGAAACUGAUGGCUGCUUUGGGCUGGGGAAUAGGAAACUGUGGUGCUGAGUGGUAUGUGGGCAUUGCUCUUUGCUAGCUGUGCGACUGUUUUGCAUCCCACAGCUUCUCUGUGCUGAGGUACUCACCCUCCUGCUCUGAGUUGGUGGGCUAUGAACUGCUCACCUUCACAUCUGUGGAGCUGUAGAGUGGGUUUGCUUGUUUCUGAAGCUGCUAAAUAAUGGGCUAGCUGUGGCCCAGGAGGGCUUAUGAAGAACUAUGGAGGCUCCUCAGAAGCCUGCCUUCCAACAGAGCUCUGGGGAGAGAUUUCCACAGCAGCAGUGGAAGUCUUUGCUCCACUUUCUUGCAUCUCUGUGCUUCAGCUUCUCUGGAAUGUUAUCAUUAUGCUCAACCCAAGCUUGUAACUGCUCUGUUUUUCUGAGCACACGAAAGUAAAGAUGUUUUACAGCAAUUCUCUGCUUUAACUGUCCCUUUUUCCGCUGCUGUUUCCAUUUGCCCUUUAUCCUCGUUUGCUGCCAUGGAGCCCUUUGCAGGGAGAUGCCCAUGAUGUGAGAUAUGUCAGAUAUUUGUGGUGCAGCUUUACAACCUCAGUCCAGAUGUGGGCAGCAGCUGCUUUCCCAGGCUGUAUUGGGAACGGGUACGCAGAAGCUGAAGCAGGAUAGAGUGGUUUGGCAGUGAAGCUUCUUCCCCUGAGGUAUAUGGGGAAUUCCUGUUUGUCUAGCCCUCUCUAAGCAAAAGCCAUGCUCGGGUGUGUAAUGUUUUGCAAGGCUGUGCUAAUUCUGUCCAAUGGAGCACAUGCUGAGUGCUUGGUAUGCCAUGUGCUGCAGCCACGUUCCAGCACCCUCCUGCUCCUGAGGCUGCUGCUGGGCCUGCCUUGGAGCUGCCCCGAAAUAGCGUUGUUCUGGCAGCCCAGCAGACUGUUAUUCCUAACCUUUGGGUCACGCAAGGUAGCGGUGACGCAAUGGAAAACCAUGGUCUGCAUGUGCUGUCACUGCAGUGGCUCAUCCAUCAGCUGCACUCUGACCCAUGCUGGGCUGCCCAUGGGGAAGGGCGAUGGCCCUGGUGCUGCUUUGGCACCAGGCUUCCCCUUACAGCAUCUCAUCAGUGGGGUGAAAUGCUCUUCUGCAUGCAGUAAUCUGGUGGUUGUGUGUGUCCUGCUGGCACCCUGCUGUCAGGCCUCCUCACCUCCAGUGCUGCUGUAUGCGUAGGGUCCAUUCUCCUGCCGUGCCCCUCUAUGCAAUUACAGCUUUCAAUCUUAAUUCAGACCUGCUUCCUGCUUGCCUUUCUGUGUUACCAGGGUGAGCAAACAAAUACCUGCCAGCAGGCUCCGAAGGCCACGUGGCUGCCAGCCUGUCCUUGCAGUGUGUGUGCUCAUGUGCACGCUAUCUCUGGCCUUGUUUGGGCUGGUCUCUGCAGGUGUGUGCUGAGCUGUUGGGGUGUAAAUGUGCUGCUGAUAGCAAAGGGAAAGAACCUUCCUGUUCCCAGCUGUGGGAGGGCACUGGCCUCACUUGAACUCAGCCCAGAGAAGCGUGGAGUGCUCGGACAAAUGCUGUGGAAUAAUUCAGUAUUGAUGAUUAUCCAUCUUCCCACUGAGCUUCUGGAGGUUUGGGUUUGUUUCCAGUGCUGCAGCACAGGACUGCUUUGUGCAGCUGCAUCUGGGUGAGCCCAUCAAUGGGCGGAGUGGCAAGGAUGCUGCUGGGCUUUCUCCCUCAGUUCUUUCUCCUCUUGCAGUCAGGGAUGUAGAGAUGAUUUUCUUACAUGGCAGAACAAAAACUGAAGUGAAUUAAUUAAUGAACCACACUGAACUUGGUCAGGGUGAGCAGUGAGGAGGAAAAAAAAAA